Molecule: messenger RNA, 1179 nt
Organism: Aspergillus viridinutans
Lineage: Eukaryota; Fungi; Ascomycota; Eurotiomycetes; Eurotiales; Aspergillaceae
Exons: 4
Coding region: 1-1179 (392 amino acids)
Biological process (GO): L-leucine catabolic process; ketone body biosynthetic process
Molecular function (GO): hydroxymethylglutaryl-CoA lyase activity
Source: RefSeq, a predicted model, not a curated record
AUGUACUGGGGAACGAGUCAGUUAAACAAAUGCAAGGUCAACCGGGCCUUCAGCUGCCGGUCCUUGUACCAAAACGUCAAAGGACUGGAUAUUGCGAUUGAGCAUGGCGUCAAGGAGGUUGCGGUGUUCAUCAGUGCGACGGAGGGGUUUAGUAAAGCCAAUAUCAACUGCACGGUACAGCAGGGAAUAGAGCGAGCAAAGGCCGUAGCGGUGAAAACGAUUGAGUGUGGGAUUACCGUCCGAGGGUAUGUCUCUUGUAUUUUUUCAGACCCAUUCGGUGGACCUACUGAGCCAUCGGCCGUGCUGCACUGCGUUCAAGAACUGCUAGACAUGGGCUGCUAUGAAGUCAGCCUAGGCGACACACUCGGGGUCGGGAGCCCCGACAAAGUCCGCAGUCUGCUCCGCUACCUAGCCGACCACAACAUCCCGCUCGACAAAAUGGCGGGUCACUUCCACGAUACCUAUGGCCAGGCGGUCGCCAGUGUCUGGGAAGCGUACAACUGCGGCGUGCGCGUGUUUGACAGUAGCGUGGAGGAUCUUGUGUACAUGUUUGAAACAGCAGGCAUCGACACGGGUGUUGACCUGCUGAAGCUCGUUGAGACGGGAGUGUGGAUCUCUCAACGGCUGUCCAAGACUAACGCCAGUCGUGCUGGGACCGCGCUGGCUGCAAAGCAUGGCCUUGUCCCCUCCAAACGGUCGUCUUCGUCCCGAACAGCCACCAAGAAACAGAUAUCCUGGACUAUGGUCAAAGACCCAAACGCCUUGUUAGCCUACUGCUCCGGCGUGAACGUCAGGCCCAUCAUCAACAGACCAGAAAAGGGCAACGCGCUUACCUCCUCACCCGGCUCAUUGAAAACAUCACAGCCGACCCCUCCUUCUCCCGACUCAUCAUUACAGGAACAGGACUGCCCUUCUGCACAGGCAUGGAUCUCAACAAGGGCUGUACACCUGUGGUACAAGACGGAACCGUCGUCAAAGGUAAUGAUCGCUUGCAUUAACAGCUCGGCGAUUGGCGGGGGUGUAGGCGCGUUUGUCUGCGAUAUCCAUAUCAAUACCAAAGCUGCAAAUGUGACUCUGAUCGACGUGAAACUCGGUAUCUUCGCUGUGGAUAUUUUUAAGCACGCGAUUCAUGAACGAGUUGGCGUUUACGCGGCAGGCGAUGCUUCGGCUCGUCCCUGA